GCUUGCCUGCUCGCUCGCUCGCUCGCUCGCUAACGGGUGCGUGCGGCCAAUGAUGAACGUCGUUACUAUGAAAACGGUGGAAAGCAGAUCGAAAACAUAAAAUGGCAGCGCACGCAUCGACGAGAGUCUCAACGUGGGAAUAAUUGGCCCAUCUCGCUCCACUACGUGGCUCUCACGAUUGCGCCAUCUCACUCCAAUGAAUCGCACAGCCAAGAAUGAGCGCGCACCGUGCAGCGAGUGUUCAUUCAUCGGCGUUUUGCCGUCAUCUCUUUCGCACCGGGCGUUCUUCGCACGUGCACGACAAGGAAGGGGAAUCAAAGUCGCUCGCUCUCGCCAUCGCCCGUGCUGGGUGUUUGUUGUGUUGUGGAAAGCUUUUCCACCGAGAAACGCGUUUGUUCCAUCGAAGGGAAAGGACGGUUCGGUAUUUUUUGUGUCUGCCGUCGUCGUGUACAGGUCGCUCUGCCUGCGGACGCAACCGCAGUCGCCGUUAAUUCCCGGUCGUCCUCGCUAGAGCAUCCGAAUCCCGACGGGUACGUGCUGUGUUGUGAGUUGUGUAUAAUUUCCGAUGAAUUUAUUCGUGAAACUACUGUGCGGAAUGCCACAAGCUACGGCGAAAAACAAUCCUUUUUUCGUGCAAACAAGAAGCUGUAACAGGGUGUGUUUAAUACUUUAGUGCUGUUCUAACAAGUGUCGUGAAAUAGUGCCAAUCAAAUGCAUAGAAUUAUUGGUCAAAGCAAAAGGAAAACAAAAAUGUACUGAACGUCGUGUGUUCUCCGUGCCUAAGCUUGUGGUGUUGUUUUCCGUCGAAAUCUAGUGCUGAAACGAUGCAACAAAAAGUGCCCAAUUUAAAGUGAUCUCCGGGGCAAGGAGCAUGUCGUGAAAGGGAAGAAAUUGUGUAGAGUUUUUUUUUUUGUUAACUGACCACAGUAAACUACGACAGUAUUUUCAUAUCGGAAGACGUUUCAGCAUAAAUUCACCAUCCGUCUAGAUUGUAGUUAUCUGUACACAAGCCUAAUCACGAAAUGUACCGGAUGCUACCAUCUUAAACGCUAUUUCGUUUUUUUUUAUGAAAACAUCGCCAUCAGCACGGGACCCCGUCUUCUGCAUACAUUGUUGUUGGUUUUGUAGACCGGCAGCAGCUUCCAUCUGAUGUACUGUUGUACAACCCGGAUCGAAUGUUCAUCUUGAGGUUGGAUAUACAUCCUUUUACGUAUUCGACGAAUCCAUCCCCCCGCGCUGCCGGUUUACAUGGGGUGCAUAUUAACUGCAAUCGUUUCGCAAUGUUCGUGGUCAUCAUCGAAUCAUCACCACAGUACAAAAAAGCAAGAGGAUAAGGUGUUGCGUUUGCGUGUUGUAUGAAUAGGGUGACACAAGGAAGACGCGCAAUUUUACAGACACAAACACACAUUCCAACGUUGCCUGGCAACCGCCCAAUACAAUAAAAAGGGGUGACCAGGAAGUUAAAGUCAGCUGCAGCACGACUCUGCGCAUCCAUUUGCACCGAUCUGUAUAACGUCUCCUGACACACAAACAAGGAUAUUAAACACAACGAAAUCCAUUGCCAAAAGAAUACCCAUCAACAUUGGCAAUGAAUUUAGUGGUGGAACUCAUUUCUUUAGUGUUUCGAGGAUUUCACUUCAGUGCCUAAUACCGAAACUGGAAGUUGAUUGGACAUCCAAAAAAGAAUAUUGCCUUGUAUCAAACGCGAUACAUACUAAUCUCUGCAUACGGUACCGGAAUUAGUAGAACGUGUUGCGAAAAAAAAAGAAUGAGAAAGAGAGAGAAUCCCGAGACUACAUGGAUACCCAAUAGCCAACGCUACUACGAUCUCGAUUGUUACUAGCUGCCGAAAAGGUUCCACAGCCGAUGCUGUGUUUACAGUAGAAUGCUCAAGUGUUGUGCACUGCACGUCAUUGCAUUCGAAAUUCGAGUUGGGCAGAAAUGAAGACGAAAUACCACGCCAGUAACAGCAGCAGCAAGUUCCUCCACAUGCCCACCGUUGUUCGUGCAGCACAUUUGCAAUCUAUCGUUCGGCUUAACCGGCGUCCUUACAAUCAACCACGUACCGAUUCGGCGCUCUAGGAAAGGAACCGCAAAGAGUGCAACGAGCAAUCGUAUCGAGUGCCUCCUACGGUUUAUCGAACCGCGUGCGCUGCUGUGUGCCGCGAGUGACGCCAUGUACGUUAUCAACCCAGCGCCGGCAUCUCAGGACCUACAACCCACCGCCAGCAGCUACGUGACAGCACACCGUCCGAACAGCCCCGAAUCGAUCGAACUUCAGCAGCAGCAGCACAAAGAAAUUCUCAGCCAAAUACUGACAAAAUGCAACGCCGACAUGUCGGAGCAGGUGGCCAAUUUUAGCUGCCCCGAUGAGAAGACUCCCCCUCGAUCAACUGCGGCAGUAGUGAAGGAAGGCGCUAAGCAGCACUCCCCAUCGUCUACUCCUCGGGCACGACCAAAAGACUCCUCACCGUGUACCGACGAGCAGCAGUUGCACAGUUUGAAACAAAAUACUGAACCUAGCAAAGAAACGAGCAGAUCACCUGUUGGAGAAAGAGACGCAGGACGGCAAGGUAGCACUGCGGAUGGUGACGUCCGGUCACCAUCAGCCACAUUCAAACGGAGCACAUCGCCCGACGCUUCGCCACUUUCUACCGCAAGCUCUUCCAAUGCGGCUUCUCUUUCGCCAGAGUCGUCCGAUGGGCCGGCGAAACCUUCGCCAAAAUCGGAACAAUUGACUGAAUCGUUAGCACCCGCGUCCAACUUUGCCAGUGUGGUACAUCCAAAGGAACGAGCCCUGAAAUCGAUCGCUGCUGCAGCAGCAUCGAAUGAACGGAAUAAUGCUUCGGCGAAUGGUGGUAGUAGUACGACAGGGUCGAAAACAUCCACCAAAUUUCCGGGAACAGGACGAACCAUGUCAAAUGGCGUGACCAGCAGCCCGUUUCCUCCCGUUACGACCACCGUUGGGACGAGUACGGCGUCUGGUGGCAGAUUACAGUUUUUCAAAGAUGGAAAAUUCAUCCUGGAACUUGCCCGCGCGCGGGAAGGCGAAAAGACCAACUGGAUUUCGGUGCCGCGGAAAACAUACUGGCCACCGACGGUUUCCUCCACCAGUGCCAGCUUUCACAAGCACGAAAGCUCCACCUCUCUCAGCUUUUCGGAUGAUAACAGCUCCAUUCAGUCAUCGCCCUGGCAGCGGGAUCACUGCUGGAAACAAUCGAAUCCUCGUCCGAACAUUUCGAAGGAACUGUCGCUCUACUAUUUUCGGCCGUUGAAAGCUCGAGUUCGACCACCGUCCCAGGAUACCCGCUUACGGUGGCGCCGGAAACGACGUCGUCCCUACGAGUCAAGUUUUCCAGCGGAAGCAGCAUCAAAGGUUCCAACGAAUUUAUCGAAUGGAUUAGAGGUUGUGGAAAACGGCAAGAGCGAAACGAGGAAGAAAGAAAGCAAACUGUCAACGGAUGGAAAUGGUGAAGUCGCUCCCGAAAGCCAUUCUGAAGAAAUGUCCAAUGGCACUGCAACACCGAUGGACACGUCCGAGGUAGCACCGGCAAGUGAGGACGUGGAGCGAAGUGACUCCCAGCAGCCUAACCCAGAAGAAGAUCGACCGCAAAGCAAUGGACAUCAUCUACCACCAAAUGGUACCCAUCUGCGAGCAUCUCAUCGUCGCAAACGUCCCGAAGGGAAGGAUCUUAUUUCAAUCAUCCAAACGCUCAUCGAGCAACAACAAACGAAAGUCUCCAACUCUUUAACGUCUUCGGCGGCGGUGGGUCCAUUUCGCUUGGGAACGAUAGCGGAACGUGGAAACAAUGGUGGCAGUAGCUUUCGUAGUUCCGUGUUUGCGAGUUCGGCCGCUUCGCAGCAUGUUUCUCCUCGCAAAAGAAUUCUCCGCGAGCUGGAGAAGGUUUCGCUAGACGAUGUUGGAAGCAGUGGCACCAGUAGCACGAAACGAUCUCGUCCGAAGUCGGGCUCCGCUGCAGGAACGCCCGUCAUAGUCACGGCAACGACUGCAACGCCUCUGUCAACGCUGCCGACGAAUGGUACGGGAAGUCCUUUGAACGGCGGAACAGCUACUUCGCACGGUAGCAGCAGCAGCAGCAGCAAAGCAAGUGGUCAUCUCAAUGGCUCUGGAUCUAUUGCCAAUGGUACAGCUGGAGGCACCGGCAAACAGUCGAUGAACGGCGCGGGAAGUAGCUUGUCGCCGGCGUCCAAAACUGCUCCAACAGCGCCGGCUCCGGUGUCGAAGCCUUUUAGCAGCUACAGCAUAACUUCACUCCUUGGCCACAACAGCACGAGCACCAACAGUGGAGAGUCAUCUUCCUCAGCGCACGCCGCCUCGUUUGAUGCGGUGCAGCGCAAAACGGACGCAUCGGUGGCAUCGGUCACAUCAACAGCUAGUCAUCAUCACUAUCACCAUUCGCAACAUCCGCUCUCACCACACCACCACCAGUAUCAGGGACUGACGGUGGGUUCCAAAUCGCCUGUAAUGACGGAUUCCUCCCAUCAUCACGCUCACUACCAAGGACAGCUAGGAGGGGGAUCGAAUCGCUACGGUGCUGGAUACAGCACCAAGAAACGAUCGCCCAGCUACGGAGGAGGUAAUGGGACAGCCGCAUCCCCGGGGGCAACUUCUUCCGCCGGAAGUGGCAGUGUAGAUCCGUACGGUAAUACGAUCCGAUCGCCCGAUCUAAGCCCUAGUCCCGAGCAUCAUCAUACUCAUCAGCAACAUUCUCAUCACUCCGCGCACCAUCAUACGCCGGGGUCAGUGUCCAACAGUGGUGGUGGUGGCGGUUUUUCGCGCUACCGCCAGCACCCGUACGGCGGUAGCCCAAGCAGCUACUCUUCUGCGCCCUCGUCUUCUCGCUUUUCCCCUUCGCCCAGUACGAACGACUCAGCGACAACGCCACCCUACUCAGGAUCUGGUGCGCGAUCGGCACUUUCCUAUCGAACUGCCCAUCAGCUGGGUGGAAGUGGCAGUCAGGGACAUUCUCCACCGGCGAGCAACGGGUCGCCCCAACAUUAUUCCCGUGCGUCACCGUUGAAUUUUGGUCGAGCAGCUCAGCAUUCGUCGCCGCCGCCGCCGCAACAUAGCCGCAAUGCCGGCACGUCCUCAUCGCCCCGUGCAUCCCCAAAUGGUGGUGUCACAACGAGUCACGCUACUACGCCGACGUCUGCCAUGGCAUCAUUGACGACUGGAGUGUCGCCUAGCAGCACCAUACGAACGGUGCCGAAGAAGACGGCAGCUCUCCGGCAACCAUUUGCCGGUGGUCAUUCACCUUCCUCUUCAUCACCAUCCCGCGAACGUUCCAACUCGAACGCUUCCAGCUCGUCGGUCAAGAAAGAACCGGAAGGAUCGGAUUCGGUCGAUGGGCCUUCCCUGAGUCACUACGGCGGGCCACCAUCUACAUCGCCGGCCGGUGUAAUCCGACCGAACACGAUGAUUGCAUCGCCGACUGCACAUCAUCCGGUUGCGAAUCCAUUCUACCCGCUGUAUCCAACGCAGCUUGCUGCCGCAUCCUCCGCCUCGCCGUCGAUGAAUCCUUCCGUUGUGGCCGCCGCGGCCGCCGCUGCUGCCAGCUCCGUGCCGUUCCAUCCGGCGUCGCUUUCCUACUACCAGCACAUGUACAACGCGGCCACGAUGGCAUUUCGCUCCCCGCUCUGGAUGCACUAUCCCGGACUUUCAGUACCGCACGCUCCGCACGUGGUACAAUCACCACACCAUCUACCACCAUCUUCCUCGGCCCCGCCUACCAUCCCGCUCGCUGAUCGCCAACGCAUGAUCGAUCGGUCUGCUGCACCAUCGCCCCCGCCCGCACCACCGGCAUCUUUAGCGUCAAUCAAGGCGGAACCAACGGAUUCGCAACGAUUACAACAUUCCAUCCUAGCCACGCCAAGUACGACAGCAGCCGCCGCACUCAACUACAGUGUUACCGCGCUUUCGGCGUCCUCGCGGGACAUCCUCAACAAUGGUGGCAGUGCGUUCUCCUCACCGGGUGGAUCGAACUGGCCGACCGAUGCCGUAGGCUAUCAGCACCAUCCGGACCAUAUCUCGCAUUCGGCUGUCGGAGCGUCCGGAGUAGUGUCGGCAACCGCCAAAGAUGAGCCCAGCAAUGGUGAGUGCCUGCAAGGGCUGCGAUCAUCAUACGUCCCUCUAAAUCUGUCCAAACACUAGAGGACAACCAACCACACCCAGCCAAAGGCGAACAAACGAACAACAACAACAACAACAACAACAACAGCCACCAAACGGAGCCCGAGUGAUCUGAUUCCGUGAUUUCGGUGCCGUAGAUCGUGCACACUAUCGGAACGGAACGGACAACCGUCACCGGGCUUUGUUUGUGCUUAAGAAGCAAGACCAAAAUAAGAGGACAAAAGACAGCGGCGGCAUAUCACGUGCGCACAGCAGGAGAAGCAGCAGGUCCAACAGUCGACGGUGUAACUAUUCCUCUUCCAGAAGGGCAUGCGACGGUGGUUGGACGUUGGACGUUGGGAACUGCCUGUUAGGAAACGGAUGUAGUAUGAUAGAAACGCCGCCAAUAGUAUUAAGAACCAAGCUUAACUUAUAAUUGCUGAAAUAUUGCGGACAAACCGAAGGCUUGUCAUUUCCGCUGCAAGCACUCCGAGAUCGAGAAGUGUGUGGUGGUAGCAGCUGGGGAGAUUAUUUUUGUAACGCAGGAGGAACACAAGAAUCAACCUAAAAGAGAUACUAUUUUUGCUAAGUAACAUUUGAAAGGGAGGUGUGUAUGUGUGCAUUGGCACACAGGAACAAGUCAGUCAAUCGUGUGGAACAAAUAUCAUUGUAUUGCUUGUAGUGUCUAAAUUAUACAUAUGUUAUUGUGGUGAAGCGUAUCAGCUGUUAAAGCCACAAAACAAAUCUAAGUUCUGGAGUUCGUCGUCCAUAUGGCGGCACUCCAGAGUUUUAGAGUGUCCUUAAGCGGGAGAUCAAUUGUUCAGGCUUCGUGACGUAAAAUGAAUCGUGUGCAUGUGUAUGUGUGUACAUUUAGCUUACUGGCGUAAAAUAAGUUUUAAAGUACCUCUGGACCAGGCGCGCUUUCCGCAUUUUACCGGAAUCGUGUCCACUUGCAGUCAGUGUUCCGUGUGUGGCAGCAGCUGAAAAUUGCCCGGAGGUCAAUUGUGAGAUCCACAUGGUACGCAGUUCCGCAAACCCAUUCCGCAAAUCGUGAUUUUAAACGCACAGGAGCGAUCAUUCGUCUGUGUGUGUUUGUUAAGCUAGCUGCUAAGGGCAUCCCCCAAAACCCGAUAUUAUUACUAGUGAGAUCGGUCUGUAAUGUGCAAUCGUUGUGAUAUUGCAAGUGUUUUGAUGUGCAGUGUGUUUGUGCAUGUUUAAUAAUAUUGCACCGGGAAGCAGGUGUAACGGGAGGAAAACGAUCGCACAUUAAAUGCUCUGGUGCACGGAACAUUCGAACAGCGCGCGAGGGAGUGAUCGAGCAAGUGAGUGAUCAUUUGAAAAUCGCCCUUUUUGGAAAAGAAAUCGAAUCUCACGUAGAUUAUAGCAACACAGCAACAAGCUAAGUGGAAAACGGUAAUUACUUGCUUGUUUGUCUGUUUUUCCGGACACACAUCGAAAACGUAAAAUGCGAACCACUUCUCGUGUUUCUCUUGCUACACAGACUGAAACCAAUUUACUCGUAGAUAUCGUUAUGAGCAGCGCUGCAGCAGACGGCGGAAGAAUAUUUAACGCGCGUUGGGGGGCACUAUUUACAAAAUACAAUUUUGGACAUUGAUAGGAGUUUCAUAUAACAAAACAAACAAAAAAACACAUCACAAACACGGAAAGCAUACAAAAAACACUAUAUCGGAAAGAUUUCGAGAACAAAAUACAAAAAAGAAACGACAAAUGAAAAGAUAGAGGAAAUAUUUUUCGCUAUUUUUAUACAACCACUUUGAGAGGGCCGGCCGUUUAUGAUAGAACUAUUUGCAUUCAAAAAUGAAUACAUAUAUACAUAUAUAUAUAUACACACAAAAAUUUACACAUCUCUAUAUAUAUAUACAAUCACGUGUCCAAAGCCGAAAGAGCGAUACUUAUGGUCCUGUGUCGUUUGCCACUUGCAAAGCACGGAUAAAGAAAUACACUUGUGUGUAAUGAGAGUUUUCAAAAUUUGGAUAAACUUUUAACCUCUCGAAAACAAAACAAAACGAAACUGGAACAAUGAACAAAAUCAAGUAACAAAACCAAACAAAAACACAUAUUGCGUGCCUUUGAACGAAAAACAUGGAAACAAAAACUACAAACACUUACGAAACAAAGCAAAACAAAGCUGAUAGAACCCGAAACGAAACUGAAACAACCGAACAGUCCGGAAAAGGAACAAAAGGAAACAGUAGUACAUUGAUCAAGUAUUGUUGGACGAACGAACUGUAACGAACUGCUGUAAUCAUCGAUCAAAAGCAACAAUUAGAAGGAUGAGCUAGAUCAAAGGAAAAUACAUACAUCUACCGAGUCGAUCGACGAGUCAAGGGUCUAGGUUGCCAAGGAACAGCUUUGUUUGGCUAUAUUUCCACCAAGCAUUGGGAUGCAUCCUCGGGCAUAGGAGGAGAGUACGUUAGGCGCGACACGACGGUUUAUGGAUGAACAGAAUCAAUCCAACACUUAGUGAGUGAAAAUAUCGGCCACUGUAAGCAGAUGUUCAAGAUGAAGUGGACCAUUUCCUCCAGGUACGGAUGGAUCUGUUGCACUUUUUCAUCUUUUUUUUAAGUUCAGAAAAAAACAUGGGACAGAAUCCAGUUCUAUCUGCAAACAUUCCACUUAAUCUUGAACAGUGCAGCACAGGAUGGACUGAAUUUUUGAAUCGAAUGGCGCUUUUACUAACACCAUUGUUUCUUCUUCUGCUUCUUUGCCAUUCGUUUGAGUCAGUUUAAAACAAAACUCUAAAAAGCACCCUUGUGACAAUAACCUUAUUUAGCAAGCAUCGUGGUUUAUACUGUUACUGGUCAUAAAUUUGAGCUUGGGUGCAAAUACUCGUUGUCUCUUCGAAUUAGAGUUUCGUCGUUGCUCUAAACAUAUUCUUGUGGGACAGUUCCUUAGCUGAGUAUGUUUAGACCAAACGUAAAGAUACUCAAUUGGCGGACUGCAAAUUAAUUGUCAACUGAUUAUUCGUUGGCGGAACAGGCAAGCAAAUGGAAGAAAUGUUGGUCAUUAGUGUAGCGUUUGGUCAUCAGAAUUGUCUUAUUGAAAUCCAAUCGUCGAUCCUCUUCAUUCAUAGACCUGGCGGAUAAACGUAGGCACGACAAAUGCUGUUGGAAAUAUGGCGCUAUGGUGCCAAAGGAAAGAGAUUAGAUGAUAAAACGCGUACGUCCAGCUACAUGGGGUGAUCUCAACGUCGUUAACAUUUUUAACACAGACACACAGGUGGAAAAAAAACUAUGGAUUUCAAGAAUUUCAGUCAGUCAGUCAGCAGUCAUCUAGCUUAUAAUCUAGGGCUCAUCUGAAGCGUAGUGAAAGCAUGCUUAUGAUGUCGUACGGAUAUUUAGGGGACACAAGUUUGAAAGCAGGAACCUCCAGCAGGCACUAGCACACAGCACAUUCCAAUAGCAACCGUUUACUACCUAAAUUUACACCACACACACAGGGCAGCGUAUGUACAAUGAACCAUUUACUUUCCUAUGCGAACAAUAACAACAGACGGGUUUUUGAAUGAUUCGGUGUUGGCACAUAAGUGUGCUUCUAUUUGUCGAUUUUUAAGGAUUUCUUAAACUCACACACACACACAUUCUUCUUAAGCUUUUUUGAUGUAGAUGUAGCACGCUUUUUUACUCGGGUUUUCGAAACAAUCGGUCAGCAUUAUAUAGACAGCGGGAGUGCAGUGUGCACGUGAACGAAACACUAAACUGCGGAUCGGCUAAAGGAAGGCGCAUUUGUUAAUUUAUCUUAUUUAUUUAUUAGGCAUUAUCGCUACACAGACUGCAAACGAAUCAAAAGCAAGGCCCCAAACAAAAAUUAAACGCCGCAAACAUAGUGCAAACAUACAUGAGUAGUGGAGAGUAGUAGCGGAAAAAAAUGACAAAACAACAAAAAACAAGAGGAAAACGAGAUGCCCAUACAUUUGGUGGUUUAUUAGCGCUCGCAAAGCAAAAACGGACAGUACACAAACGACCACAGGUCAAGCUCGGCAAACGGUUUCACAAGAAAAAAAGGGUUUUAUUAGACGUUGGCAAGGAUGUGUUUGUACGGUAGUGAUGGGGGCGCUUUUGUAGAUGUAGCACAAGUCCCGUCAGUGUCUCGGGAUCGUAUGUGGCCUGCGGCGGAAUUGGUGCAAAAGCAAAGCUUAACAUAUGAUGUAAGACAAACCAGGCGGAAGCGAAUGAAGAACGAAUGUGAGAGAAAAGUAAGUAGUGUGUGUGUAUAAACAAUUGAUGCGGGGUUUGGGAAAGGCAAGGAAAAUAGGGGAACGCCACAUAUUUAACGGCUUCAGGUGGGAUGAUCGUCAAACUGCUGGCGCAAGUAAUUAAACUGGGUAAAGGGCAGACACCAAUCUGCGACGUGUGGAACAAAGCAAACCAACAAAACAGAAAACUGAAAGAUUUCCUUUUUUUACUGUAUAAAUCUAUAUAAUAUUGAUAUGAAUGUAGAGCGUAGGGCGUAAGUAACUAUUAUACAGAUUUGUGGUAGAUUGUCAUAUAUUAUUAUACUAUAUAUAUAUAUAUUAUUAUAUAUAUCAUAAUUAUUAUUAUAUAUAUAUUCUUUAAUGGGAUGAUGGGUAGGCGUGUGCAUGCUUUCGUGUAUGCAUUCCAUCUGACGAAAUUGUGCGAGAAAACAAAGAAAGCGAGCGAAGGACCAAUCGAACGGGACAAACAAAAUGAAAUCGGAAAUGAGUGAGUGUAUUACUGAGCUUUGAAUUCAUAGAAAAUCCACGGUAUAAUGUCCUUGUUUUUUAUUUGGUUUUAACAACCACGUCUCCAU
Molecule: messenger RNA, 10921 nt
Organism: Anopheles stephensi (Asian malaria mosquito)
Lineage: Eukaryota; Metazoa; Arthropoda; Insecta; Diptera; Culicidae
Gene: H
Product: protein hairless
Exons: 6
Coding region: 2177-6172 (1331 amino acids)
Source: RefSeq, a predicted model, not a curated record